AUGGGUGGAAAGGACAAACCCCACAUCAUCCUGGGCCAGGACAUUGAUUGGCCACCCUAUGCCUACCUGGGCGUCCCUCCUGAGAGUGACUUCGACGUGGCAGGCAUUGGCCACGACAUUGCCCACGGCUUCCCAGAUGAUUUGGAGGUGUUUUCAACGAUCUUUGAGAUCCGCUGGGCCGAUUGCUGGGACAACGGCGCCAUUGGCGCCGGCUUGGCCGCUGGAGAGGUCCACGGUUGCAUGACCUACACUCACACGCAUGGUGCCCGUACACGCUGGAUGGAGUUCUCCGAUGGCAUUUUGUCCAACAACAAGCCCGCAGGUUUGCUGGUUCGCCUGGAGAAUGGACAGCCUACGAUCACCGGCGCGUCGGAUUUGAAUGGGAAGAAGGUCGUGGAUGUGAUCGGCUGGGCCCCCACGGCCGACACGCUGGCCUUGGUGGAGAACAAGUGCAGCAAGAGCCGCUUCACUGGCUUCACCAUUGUUGCUCCCACCGUGAGCACAGGGAACGCCAACCAAGACGCACUGACGACACUGAUGAACGGUGAUGCAGAUGCGAUGUGGGUCUAUGCCGAUCAGGCCAAGAACUACCAGUGCACCGACGGCAUGACACCCAAUUGGGAUUGCACCAUGUGGGCCGGCUUCGGCACCACCUUCGCCUACAUCCAGACAGGUCUCUUUGGGCAUGCAAAGGGAGGCACCACAUUGGCAAUGUCCAAGAAGGGCUCGGGGCUGGCCUCCAUCCUGAAUCCGUGCCUUGCAAAGUUCAAGGAGACCAAGUCCUAUUACGACAUUUGCGUGAAGCAUGACGUGGUCUCCAGUUGCUUCCAGAACUCCCACUUCCCUGCCGGCGACAAUACAACCUUGGUCUACGAGAUGCCCACGGAUCAGCUGACCACUACAUGUGGCAAGGACAAGCCGAAGAUCAUCCUUGGCCAGGACGGCGACGGGGCCAAUGCCUAUUUGGGCGUUCCACCCGAGAGUGACUUCGACGUCGCAGGGAUCGGUCACGACAUCGCACACGGUUUGAAGGAGGUUUGUGACAUUGACAUCAUCACUGCAGAGAUGCGCUGGGGGGACUGCUGGGACAAUGGCGCCAUCGGCGCCGGUCUGGCGGCCGGCGAGGUCCACGGCUGCAUGACUUACACCCACACCCACGGCGCUCGUACACGUUGGAUGGAGUUCUCCGAUGGCAUUUUGUCCAACAACAAGCCCGCAGGCCUUAUUGUUCGCCUGGAUGCCAAUGGCAACCCGAUGUAUAACGGUGCCAGUGACCUGAACGGACUCAAAGUGGUGGACGUGGUGGGCUGGGCCCCAACAGCGGACACCCUGGCCUUGGUGGCUUGGCUUAGGGGCGAGACGGGUGCACAGAAGAUUGAAUUGCCCACGCAGGUGGAGAACAAGUGCACCAAGAGCCGCUUCACCGGCUUCACCAUUGUCAAUCCCACCGUGAGCACAGGGAACGCCAACCAAGACGCCCUGACGACACUGAUGAACGGCGAUGCAGAUGCGAUGUGGGUCUAUGCCGAUCAGGCCAAGAACUACCAGUGCACCGACGGCAUGACACCCAAUUGGGAUUGCACCAUGUGGGCCGGCUUCGGCACCACCUUCGCCUACAUCCAGACAGGUCUCUUUGGCCAUGCGAAGGGAGGCACCACUUUGGCCAUGUCUAAGAAAGGCUCUGGGCGACUUGGAACGAUGUGCUCUAGGAGGCCUUGA
This is a messenger RNA of Durusdinium trenchii, 1719 nucleotides long. NCBI's taxonomy places the organism in Eukaryota, Dinophyceae, Suessiales, Symbiodiniaceae. The record is from the annotation of a GenBank genome assembly.